This is a messenger RNA of Habropoda laboriosa, 486 nucleotides long. RefSeq lists its product as uncharacterized. Bases 1 to 486 code for a protein of 161 amino acids. Lineage: Eukaryota; Metazoa; Arthropoda; Insecta; Hymenoptera; Apidae. The transcript is spliced from 5 exons. The record is from RefSeq and is a predicted model, not a curated record.
AUGACGACUUCGCGAUCAUUGGGAUCCACGCGCUAUUUCUUCGUGUACGUGCUUCUAAUUGGCGUUUUGGCGUUGUUCGUUGGCGCGAAUGCUUCGGCGGCUGACGAAGUGCCUGCGUUCUUUUUGAAAAUCGCCAAGAACAUUCCUCGUGUUGGAAGAAGCGAUGGCUACGAUGAUUUUUUGAAAUCGAGGAAGAAUAUUGGUAAAAUUGGAGGUCUGGAUGCUGAUGGACAGUCUGAAUCCUGGCCGUCGUAUGGCAACGAUCAACCCUUUUCUCGUCUCAUAAAAAGACGCGUGGAUUAUCCAGCGCUCGACGAUGCAUGGUCCUGGCAACAUUUUCCCCUUGCUAUAGAAGGACCCCGUGAACUCUGGCGAACUUUGGCUGGAUACACCAAAGACACCACGGAUGAUAUCGACAAUGAAAUAUGGGAACGAAAGAAGAGAACGGGAAACGAGCAGGCUCUGGCUGUUGCGGAGGAGAAUUAG